AGUGUCUCGUUUCCAUCGUGCAUGGAGAAUCCCUCGAAGCGAUCGGGCAAAUACAUCAUGCAGCCUACCGUGAACGAUGAACCGUUUCUGGGAUAUUGUGAGCAGACGGCCUACGGAGGAGGUUGGCUUGUGUUCCAGUACCGUUACGACGGAUCGGUGGACUUUUACCGCAACUGGACCGAGUAUCGGGACGGGUUCGGCAGCGUGGAUGGUGAGUUUUGGCUCGGGCUGGAGCAUUUGCAUCGGAUGACCUCGACCCGGAAGCACGAGCUGCUGGUGGAGCUGAAGGACUUCGAAGGAAACUUCAAGUACGCACGGUACGAUGAGUUCGAGAUCGGCAGUGAGGAGGAGCAUUAUCCGCUGGCGAAGCUCGGAUCGUACACAGGAUCGGCAGGGGAUUCAUUGCACAGACACAAGGGCAUGCAGUUUACUACCAAGGAUCAGGACAACGAUACCUGGUAUAACGGAAACUGUGCUCGUCAUUAUCAGGGUGCCUGGUGGUAUUGGGACAGUCAUACUUCAAAUCUGAACGGCAUUUAUAAAAAUAGUAUAAAAGCACAAAAUAUUGUUUGGGAUUCCUUCAACCAGGUUAACGAAGGUUUGGCAUACUCUCGUAUGUUGAUUCGUGCAAAGUAACGCAAAAUGAAAGUAACGCCACGAAGUCAGAGCGUUUAAGUUGCUGGAUUGUAAAUUUGCCAUUGGUUGUAAUAAGUGUACCAGACUGUGCACCUUUAUUCAUCGUCUAAUAAAGAAGACAAAUGAACAUCGA
This is a messenger RNA of Anopheles arabiensis, 769 nucleotides long. RefSeq names its product fibrinogen C domain-containing protein 1-like. The record is from RefSeq and is a predicted model, not a curated record. Lineage: Eukaryota; Metazoa; Arthropoda; Insecta; Diptera; Culicidae. Bases 22 to 636 code for a protein of 204 amino acids. The transcript has a single exon.